This is a messenger RNA of Acanthopagrus latus (yellowfin seabream), 4584 nucleotides long. RefSeq names its product interleukin 1 receptor accessory protein-like 1a (gene il1rapl1a). NCBI's taxonomy places the organism in Eukaryota, Metazoa, Chordata, Actinopteri, Spariformes, Sparidae. Gene Ontology annotation, biological process: negative regulation of exocytosis; signal transduction. The record is from RefSeq and is a predicted model, not a curated record. Gene Ontology annotation, molecular function: interleukin-1 receptor activity. The coding region runs from base 880 to 3027 and encodes 715 amino acids. The transcript has 12 exons.
UUCCCCUUCAUCCGUUUUCACUGUUUAAUCGAUGAGAGUGACGGCGCGCAGGUGCAGCGGCGGCGGCGGCGCGCGUUAGAGCCAGCAGGGGACGGCGCGUGGUGCACUAGGACCGCGGAGAGACCCUUCGCGUCGUGUGCAUUGCAACUCCGGAGCGGAGCUGUGGAAGGAAACCCCCCAUCGGAUCUGGACAUUAUAUCCAUACAUUUCUUUUUUUUUUUCUCCCUUCCCCCGUCUCCACCGCGGCGCUGCUGAGUGGGGAUCACACCGAGCAGUGCGUCUGGGAUGGAGUAGCAGCCGGGAGAGGAUUAGUAAUUGCGCACGAUUUGUGUAAAAAGUCAGCUGUCAGAUUUUUUUUUUCUUUUUUUUUUUCUUUUGGAGGAGAGGUGGAGGGGUGACCGUUUGGCAGCUUCGCCCCCACUCGUUUUGAUAUACAUUUUUUUUUUUUUUUAUUGGUCGUAGUUGUGUGUGUGUGUGUGUGUGUGUGUGUGUGAGAGAGAGAGAGAGAGAGAGAGAGAGUGUGUGUGUGUGUGUGUGUGUGUGGCUUUUUUUUCUUCCUCUCUCUCUCUUUUUUUUUUAACCCAUCCGUUUUUAUUUCACGCGCGCAAAGUCACAUCUGCGUAGGAGAGCGCUUGGCGCACUUCUCCCCCAAAGGACAGAGACAAGAUCUCCGUUAUUCUGUUUGGAUAUAAACCGGACGAGCUGGCUGAAUGGGUGACCUCGCUGAGACACAGACUAUCACCGGCUUGCACCCAUUUUAUGGAAACGUGUUUUCUCUACUGACCUGGAGUUGUGAUGUCCAAAGCCUUCCCCACUGACUGACGAACGGCGGCGUUACCAUUUUGGAAUCGAGUUGAAGGCUGCGAGGACGGGGGGAAGAUGAGACCUCCCAGCCCUCUGCUGAUCCUGCUGUACUUCACGCUGUCCAAGAGCGUAAAGGUGGUCUCCAAGAGAGGCUCAGUGGAUGGCUGUACAGAUUGGUCAGUGGACUACCUGAAGUACCGGGUGCUGCAGGGUGAGCCGGUGCGGCUGAAGUGCGCGCUGUUCUAUGGUUACAUCCGGGCCAAUUACAGCCAGGCGCAGAGUGUGGGCCUCAGCCUCAUGUGGUACCGCAGCUCUGGCCUGGGCCACAGCGACUUCGAGGAGCCCAUCUCUUUCGACGGCAUACGGAUGAGCAAGGAGGAGGAUGCCAUUUGGUUCAGACCAGCUGACCUCCAGGACGCGGGCCUCUACUCCUGCGUCCUACGGAACUCCACCUACUGCAUGAAGGUGUCCAUGUCCCUGACCGUGGCAGAGAAUGACACAAACCUGUGCUACAACUCCAACAUGAGGCGGGCAGAGAAGGCUGAGCUCAGCAAGAGUAAAGACAUCCUCUGUCCUGACAUAGAUGACUACGUUGAACCUGGCAAAGAACCAGACAUCACCUGGUACAAGGAGUGCCGCCCAAAGCAGUGGCGUGCCAGCAUCAUCCAGAAGAGAGACAUUCUGUCUAUCCAGGAGGUAAAGGAAGAUGAUAUUGGGAAUUACACCUGUGAAGUCCAAUUUGGUGGCUUUGUGGUCAGGAGGACGACUGAGCUCACAGUAACUGCUCCUUUGACCGACAAGCCGCCAAAGAUCCUGUUCCCCUCCGAAAACAAGAUUAGCAACAUGGAGCUGCAGCUAGGAAGUGCUUUGAACCUGACUUGCCGGGCGUUCUUCGGCUACAGCGGUGACGUCAGCCCGCUCAUCUACUGGAUGAAGGGAGAGAAGUUCAUAGAGGACCUGGAUGAAGAGAGAGUCCAGGAGAGCGACAUCAAGGUUGUCAAGGAGCAUCUUGGCGAGCAGGAAGUGGCCAUUUCCUUGACUAUUGACUCCUUGGAGGAGGAGGAUCUGGGAAACUAUUCCUGUUAUGUGGAAAAUGGUAACGGCCGUCGCCAAGCUACCAUCCAGCUCCUCAGGCGCGCAGAGCUCAUGUACACAGUGGAGCUGGCAGGAGGGCUGGGAGCGAUCCUGCUGCUACUCAUCUUCCUCAUCUCCCUCUACAAAUGCUACAAGAUCGAGCUGAUGCUUUUCUAUAGGAGGCACUUUGGCAGCGAGGACGUGGAUGGAGAUAACAAAGACUACGAUGCGUACCUGUCCUACACCAAAGUGGACCCUGACCAAUGGAGUCAGGAGACGAGGGAGGAGGAGCGCUUCGCACUGGAGAUCCUCCCUGAUGUCCUGGAGAAACAUUAUGGCUACAAACUAUUCAUCCCAGACCGAGACCUCAUUCCAACUGGAAGUCCCACCAAUGAGCAUUACCAGGAUGACACGCGACUCUUUGGAGCCUACAUAGAGGAUGUUGCACGCUGCGUGGACCAGAGCAAGCGCCUCAUUAUAGUUAUGACGCCCAACUACGUGGUGCGGCGAGGCUGGAGCAUCUUUGAGCUGGAGACGCGGCUGCGCAACAUGCUGGUGACCGGUGAGAUCAAAGUCAUCCUGAUCGAGUGUGCCGAGUUGCGGGGCAUCAUGAACUACCAGGAGGUGGAGGCCCUCAAGCAUACCAUCAAAACCCUUACAGUCAUCAAGUGGCAUGGCACCAAGAGCAACAAGCUCAACUCCAAGUUCUGGAAGCAGCUGCAGUACGAGAUGCCGUUCAGGCGCACAGAGCCCAUGCUCACCCACGAGCCGGCGCUGGACGUCAGCGAGCAGGGCCCGUUCGGAGAGCUGCAGACCGUCUCCGCCAUCUCCAUGGCAGCAGCCACCUCCACCGCCAUGGCCACCGCCCACCCCGAGCUGCGCUCCUCUUUCCACAACACCUACCACACCACGAUGAGGCAGAAACACUACUACCGCAGCUACGAGUAUGACAUUCCCCCUGGAGGGACCCUGCCACCGCUCUCCUCUCUGGGGAACCAGCACACCUACUGCAACAUCCCACUGACACUGCUGAACGGACAGAGGCCUCCCGGGAAGAGCCGAGAGCACAGCCUGGAGGAGGCACACGCUAACAACGCCAUGCUCCCUCUGCUGCCGAGAGAAACCAGCAUCUCCAGCGUCAUCUGGUAAUGAUGAACAGACGCGGCGUCGGCUGCGAGGAGAUCAGCCAGGAUCAGACACGGCUGGGCUCAGUCUGGGAGCUCUUAGGAACGCAGAUUAUGGUCGUGAUCACGGCGGAGAAGUGUUUUGGAUUCCAUUUGGUUCCAACUGUAGUUGACUGGCAGAAAGCGAUGGAGACACAGAAGUUUUUGGACACAGUUUUCCCUUGUUUUUUUCAAGCGGACAGCGCCUCUGUUAGAGAGGCUGUUUUCUAUAUGGAACUACAGGAGAUAUAAUGAAAGCACUGUUUCAUCCGCUGGCAAGAUACGGACUUGCAAGAACUCCACAUUAAAGAACCAACACACUUUGGCAGUUGUUCACACACCUGCAUACACUCUCACACAAAUGUGCAUACAUAAAAAAACAAAAGGAAAACAGGGUCUUGUACAUAUAUUUCAAUUUAUUUGUAGCAUCAGUGUUUUCCUGUUUUGUUCUUUCGUUUGUUCUCUUCAAUCAUGUUUGUUGCCUUCUCUACUGUAGGACUUUGCUUUAACUUGUUAUACAGAGUUGUAUAUUUUGUAUUGUUUUCCCUCUUUAGUUUUUUUUUUUUUUUCCAUUCUUCUUUCAAUGCGCUUGUUUGGAAAGCCAGUAUGUCAUGUACCUGCGCCGUUGUGUUUUCUUUUUGUUUGUUUGUUUUUCAAAAUCUUUGUGUAGUUUAAGAGAAACAUUUUUUAACACUUUUGGAAUUGCCUGGACAUUUCAGGAGCUUCGAGAAGCUGACACUUCUUUUUGUUUACCUGUAAAAGGUGUAUCUAGUUUAAAAGGAAACUCUCUUUUAAAAAAAAUCAUAGAAUAUGCAAAAAGAAGGAGGAGCUGGCAAAAACACACAGUCCCGCGGGACCGAGAACGAGGAGCAGUUGGGGGGCCGUACUUGUCCUCUCGAAUCAGACAGACCGAUAGACUGGCAGAUCUCUCUCUAAAGCUUCAUAUUUUCUAUUGAAACAGACAGCCUUGCUGUUUUAGAGUGAUAGUGAAAUGCCUCACCUUAAAAAGAAAUCUGUAGAUUAUUUUGAAAAGAAUUCUAUUUUUAUAACAGAAGAGUUUGCUUGAGAAGUCAUACUUAUUUGCAUUUCAUCCACCAUAGAAAGGGGAUUUGUGUAUAAGUGUUAUGCUGGUUUUGUACACUUGCAAUGUGGUUCCUGGUUUGUCAAGAGAUUAUGGUGGCUUUUGAAUCCCACAUGAAAAAAAAAAAUCUGUCCUCUACUGUUCUAGAUUCAAAAGUGAAGCAUUCUCAAUGUUUUGGUUUUUAAAACAUAAUAUUAUUCCCAUCCUGAUAAUUACUUUGGUUCAUAUGGAUAGUUCAUGUUUAAGGAAAGAAAAGAAUACAUUUGUGUUUUGAAAGACUUUUUAAAUAUAUUUGAAGGUGUGAUUUUUGAGUAUGCAUAGCAAAUAGAUAUGUAUUCUAUAUAUAAUAUAGAUAUUUAUAUAAAUAUAUAAACACGAUUUUCACUUGGAAAGAAAUGUCUAUCUUUAUAGAAACACAAUCAUUAUCAGUUGCCCUUACUUUCUCACUGCACAUUAAAAACA